Messenger RNA from Thrips palmi, 1905 nucleotides. RefSeq names its product RNA polymerase II degradation factor 1-like. The record is from RefSeq and is a predicted model, not a curated record. Bases 1 to 1905 code for a protein of 634 amino acids. Gene Ontology annotation, molecular function: ubiquitin-protein transferase activity; metal ion binding. NCBI's taxonomy places the organism in Eukaryota, Metazoa, Arthropoda, Insecta, Thysanoptera, Thripidae. The transcript has 8 exons.
AUGGCGGUUCAACAGUUGACACGUACGACGAAAAUGCCCUUGGGUCAAAUUGGCCCGCUCGGCGCUUUACGUUUCCAAGGUACAGUGGAUGCAGGUUUCCGGGAUACAGCGAACGCCGUUCCAUCAGGCACAGUGUCUACUGUAUCCCAGGGUACGGUAAACACCUUCUUUCGGUUUCAGAAGUCCGUUGAUACAACCCCUCGCUUGUGGUGCCGAUCCUGCAACAACCCCGCCACGGAGGCGUGCGUGGACGACGGAGGCCAUGCCGUCGUCACCUGCAAGAAGGCGAGGCUGGACGACGCGGGGCCGCUCCUGGAGGAGCUGGACCUCAGCGAGGCCGCCCUGGACCGAAUCGCGGAGCUGGUGUCCAUCCCCAAGAUUGAGGAGGCGGCCGAGGACCUGCGCCACCAGCUGCAGCGGACGAAGGCGUCUCUGCACGCGGCGAGGGAGCGCCUGCUGGCGGCGCGGGAGGCCGACGACGCGGCCUGGGGGCAGGCCAAGCAGGGCGCGGCGAUGGCCGGACUAUCCCGACUUGCCAACGACCUGGUGGCCGUCCUGAGCAACCCCUCCGCCUCGUGCACGUUGAGCCUGCGUUGCGGCGACGCGGCGUGGAGUGGCGACGUGAGGCCCGCCGAGGACGCUGCAGCCAGGCUGGUGUUGUGCCGACUGCUGUGCGGUCUGCAGCAGCGGGUGAAGCAAGAACCCGAAGAGUUGGUGUCGCCGCAACGGCAGCCACGUGGGCCUGGAGUGGAACAACAGGGAAGACACGUACCGCUGCAAGAGCCGCCGCAACAGGACAGACCCCAGCAGGAAUUUCAGGAGCCUCUGGAGAAACCACGGCAGCAGGAGGAGCCUCAUCAAGAAAAUCAGGUGCCUCUGGAGGAACCACGGCAACAGGAGAAGCCUCACCAAGCAAAUCAGGUGCCUCUGGAGAAACCAUGGCAACAGGAGGAGCCUCAUCAAGAAAAUCAGGUGCCUCUGGAGAAACCACGGCAACAAGAGAAGCCUCACCAAGAAAAUCAGGUGCCUCUGGAGAAACCACGGCAACAAGAGAAGCCUCAACAAGAAAAUCAGGUGCCUCUGGAGAAACCACGUCAGCAGGAGAAGCCUCACCAAGAAAAUCAGGUGCCUCUGGAGAAACCACGGCAACAGGAGGAGCCUCACCAAGAAAAUCAGGUGCCUCUGGAGAAACCACGGCAACGGGAGAAGCCUCACCAAGAAAAUCAGGUGCCUCUGGAAAAACCACGGCAACAAGAGAAGCCUCACCAAGAAAAUCAAGUGUCUCUUGAGAAACCACGGCAACAGGACAGAGCCCUAGAUCUGACUGGCAGUGAUGAUGUACGGAAUUUCAUUACGAAAGAGUCGCGCGGCAAGGACGGUGCUGCUCCUGGACCCACCACCGUCGCCCCCCAGCAGCAACCUAGCACUGCGCCCGUGAAGCGCAACCCCAACAAGUGCAAACGCCCGGCGUUAGAUCUGGACUCGCCCCGCUCCUCGGCUCGCAUCAGUCGCCGUGGACUGUCGCAGGCUCCGUCGGUGAGGUGUAUUCGUUACUACGGCCUGCACUGUGGCAAAAAGAUCACUCCCAAUGAAAUAUCGCUUGAGGAGAUGGCGUCCAGGAUAAAGGUAGGGUCAAGGGUGGCCAGAGGAAAGAACUGGGAGAGAACACGCGAGGUCGACGGCAAGCCUCCGGGGCCCGGUACCGUACUUGCCCGGAAGUACCGUUCCAGCAACGGACCUUUCGUGGAGGUCAAGUGGGACCGCGACCCUACGAAGAGUGUCCGGCGCUAUGCCAUGGAGCGGAGUGGGAACUCCAGCCUCCGACUGCUCUCUGCCACUCCGCUGGUGCGCAUACCUGCAAGUACACUGCUGCUCGGUCUAGCACGCAAAGAUAGGGAGCUUUAG